GAAGCAUGGAAUGAUGUACAACUAAACAGCAGGACUACUAUCACCAUUUACGUGUCUUUCCAGUAUGAAGUUUCUUCUGUUACUUUGUCUAUGUGUCGGUGGAGCCCUGACUCACGGUAAUGAAGAUUAUGAUGAUUAUGAUGCGGAGGCAAAACCGACACCAGCACCCAAAGAAGCGAUAGAUCCUCGGGGCCAUCGGCCUGUUAGUAGAGGGGAAGUCUACAUACCUGUAGCUGCACCACCUCCAGUUAGUGGACGUGGCCGUUACAGAACGCGACCCACAACUGCACCGACAGGACAACCUCAAGAGGAGAAGGAAGAGCAGCCAGACCAUGGCGGAUGUGUCCAUGCCUCUGAGACAAUGGGUGUGCUGUGUCCUACAGGCUGUGAACUGAAAACAGCUUUGCUGAAGCAGGAACGCAACGUUAAGCCAACCGUGGCCCAACUGAAGAGAGAAGUGGAUGCCCUGUCUCAGACCUCAAACUCUGUUUAUAGAUAUGUGACAGACAUGACUACAGAGGUCACGGAGAGGCAGAAGAUCAGUGAUGGUAAUGGCCAAAUGGUUAGCCAGUACACAGAUGACCUGGAGGUUCAGCAUGCCUUUGUAAAGGAGGCUAUAGACGUCACCUUUCCUCAGAACAUUAAGAUCCUACAAGGUGUCCUGGAGAAGAUUAGGGACAAGAUCCAGCGCAUUGAGAAGGCAAUCAUCGCCCAGAGGGACAAGUGUGCAGAACCGUGCAAAGUCUCAUGCCCAAUUCCUGUGGUUUCUGGGAAAGACUGUGAGGACAUCUUCCGGAAGGGAGGAGAAGCAUCUCAGAUGUACCUUGUGCGGCCAGAGCUCUUACAAACACCUUACAGGGUCUAUUGUGACCAGAUAACCCAAGAUGGAGGCUGGCUACUUGUCCAAAGCCGUUUGGAUGGUAGUGUGGACUUUGGCAGGCGUUGGGAUGACUACAAGAGAGGUUUCGGAAAUAUUGCCUUUGACGUUGGGAAAGGUUACUGCGAAACUCCUGGUGAGUACUGGCUGGGUAAUGACCGUAUCAGUCAGCUGACCAAGAUGGGCCCGACUGAAAUCCUGAUUGAAAUGCAGGACUGGACAGGUGCUAAGGUUUAUGCCCGAUACCAGCAGUUCACAGUGCAAGGGGAGCCUUCAAACUAUAUCCUGGCAAUAGACAAGUACUCAGGCACAGCUGGAAACACAUUCCUGGAAGGAGCAAAGGAACUGUUUGGUCAAAACCGCACCAUGACCAUCCACAAUGGCAUGAUGUUUAGCACAUAUGACAGAGACAAUGACAGAUGGGUACCUGGGGAUCCUUCUAAGCAGUGUUCAAGAGAAGACGGUGGUGGAUGGUGGUACAAUCAGUGCCACUCGGCCAAUCCUAAUGGCCGAUACUACUGGGGUGGUGCCUACACAAAGUACAUGGCAAAACAUGGAACAGAUGACGGUGUUGUAUGGAUGAACUGGAAGGGCUCAUGGUACUCUCUUAAGGCCAUCAGCAUGAAGAUCAGACCUUUCUUUGCAGAUAAAUAAAGUCCUGUUGUUUAAAAAACAACUGAAAUGAGACUUGUCCUAAAGUUUUGUCUCUCAUCACAGUGCUACUCAUGGUCAAAUCUAAGGAAAAUAAUAAAAGUACAACUAUAAUAAGAAGAAAAAGACAUUGUUGAAAUAAAAUUAUAUAAAAAAACACCAAACAACUAUGUUUGGUUCCUCAUACAAAGUGUAAAAAGAAGCUGCUUACGGGAAGAAUGUUGUGUAUUAUGAGUAUGUACAGUGUAUUGUUUGAAUAUGAGGUAAUCUCAAUAUCCUGUACAAAACUUGAAGGAUAAAUGUGAUCUAUGAAGUUCUCAUUAAAGUUAACCUACAAUGA
This is a messenger RNA of Pygocentrus nattereri (red-bellied piranha), 1868 nucleotides long. It is a transcript of the gene fgb, whose product is annotated as fibrinogen beta chain. The record is from RefSeq and is a predicted model, not a curated record. The transcript has 8 exons. Gene Ontology annotation, molecular function: signaling receptor binding. Bases 65 to 1531 code for a protein of 488 amino acids. Lineage: Eukaryota; Metazoa; Chordata; Actinopteri; Characiformes; Serrasalmidae. Gene Ontology annotation, biological process: protein polymerization; platelet activation; blood coagulation. Gene Ontology annotation, cellular component: fibrinogen complex.